Penicilliopsis zonata CBS 506.65 is the source of this 703-nucleotide messenger RNA. RefSeq lists its product as hypothetical. NCBI's taxonomy places the organism in Eukaryota, Fungi, Ascomycota, Eurotiomycetes, Eurotiales, Aspergillaceae. The coding region runs from base 39 to 485 and encodes 148 amino acids. The transcript is spliced from 3 exons. Gene Ontology annotation, cellular component: plasma membrane; eisosome. Gene Ontology annotation, biological process: eisosome assembly; protein localization to plasma membrane. The record is from RefSeq and is a predicted model, not a curated record.
GCCUGCGUGCCUGGGAGUUCCUAUGGACUCUUCUCAUCAUGGCUCUCGUCGGGAAUAUGAUUGCCAGCGCCUUUUCUGGAAACCCGGCGACGGUCAACUACGCCAUGUUCGUCUCGGCGUUUGGGCUGCUCUCGCUGCUCUACCUCGUCCCUGCCUCGUGGAACCCGGACUGGGCCAUCCACCCGAUCAUCCUGAUCGCUCUUGACGCUCUCAAUACGAUCUUCUUCUUCACCGCUGCCGUCGCUCUGGCCGCCAAGCUGGGCGCCCAUAGCUGCAACAACAGCACGUACACCACCACAAAUGAAAUUACCAACGGUGCCCAUAACACACACAAGCGUUGCCGUGAAGCGCAGGCCUCGACGGCUUUCCUCUGGUUCGCUUGGGCCGGGUUUACCGCCUCGCUCAUCCUGUCCAUCUUCGCCAGCCGCUCCACGGGCGUCAACCUGCGAGGUGGUCGCAGACGUCCCAACAUGGCUCAGGUUUAGAUAACCUGGCAAACUAGGUACUGACUCAGUACUUGAUGAUCAGUGAUUUUAAAACCACAUCUGAGCUAUUGAGCUGGACCUGCAGAACCUGGAUGAAUGCUUCUCAUUAGGUAAACUACCUAAUGUCUCAAUGUAUGAGUUAUGUUAUGGUUGUAGGCGUUUAUUGGAGUGCCUGGAUGGAUGUAUGGCAUGUAUUAUGACCAAAAAGGGGUGGGGGC